UAGUUAAAAGAAUUAAGGAAGUAACUUCUUCUUCUUCUUUCUGAUUCUUCUUUUGCUUUGUUGGGUCACAGCUCACAAGGCAAGAAAAACAUGAUGUUUGAAAUCCAAUGCCAGAAUUAAGGUAGUACUACAGGAUUCUCUUGUUUUCAAGUCACCACACAAUAAAAAAAUGAUUAGAAAAUUAAAAAUAAAAUAAAAAAGUAACAAAAUUUUAAUAAAAGUAGAAAAUGAAUUCAAAUUUUGUUGGAAAGAAAUAUCCCAUUAAAAAUGUUUUGUGCAUUUUUACAAACUUUAGAAUAAGUGGUAAGAGCAUAAUCACUCAAUGGUCGUUUUUCUUUAUAUUGAUGUCACACAGUCAGCUUUGCUCCAAUAAUAGAAUAGAGGGAGAUUUUAUAAAUACAGAAAAUAAAUAAUAAUAAUAAUAAUUUUAUAAAUAUGAAGAAUAAUUUAUCACGUUUUGAACAAUGAGUCUGGGGUCAAGAUCUUAAAGUAUCUGGCCACUGGGAUGGUUGAAUUGACUGGCGAGCACUUCGGAGAAGCAUAGGAAGGCUCAUGGGCAAUUCCAGGAGCCUAAUUUCAAACAGGAAAAGAGGAUUUAAAAAGAAAGUGACCAAAACCAUGGGGCAACGGCCAACAGGGAGAAGAAAUAGUCAUUUUUGCUGACCAACAAAAACCAUACAUGGCAAGAAAGAACCCAAUAAAAUCUCAUGUCUCUGUCCUUGAAAAGGGUACCCAUAACCAUAACCAUAACCAUAACCAUAACCAUAUUCUAGAAGUACGACUUGUUCCCCAAGAAAAUUACUACUUUCAUUUAUUAUUAACCUAGCCAAACAUACCCUUCAAUUCAUUUCUGCGUCCACUCUCCACGUCUCCAUUUCAUAUUCGAAUACAUUUCUCUCGUUUCUUCUUCUUCUUCUUCUUAUUAUUAUUAUUAUUUUUUUUUUUUUUCUUUGUUGAAUCAAAUAGCAAUAGCACUCACCGUCUUUCUCAAUCUCUCUGAACAUUAUUAAAAAAUGAACAUGAUGAACACCGGAGGAGGAACAGACUCUGUUUUUAUGGAGAAAAAGCCCAAAACCAAGAUCGUAUGCACUCUGGGACCUGCUUCUAGAUCUGUUCCAAUGCUUGAAAAGCUUUUGAGGGCUGGUAUGAACGUUGCUCGCUUCAAUUUCUCCCAUGGAUCUCAUGAGUAUCAUCAAGAAACCCUUGACAAUCUCAGGGCUGCUAUGGUGAAUACUGGUAUUCUCUGUGCGGUCAUGCUUGACACCAAGGGACCAGAGAUUCGAACAGGGUUCUUGAAGGAUGCGAAACCCAUCCAGCUAAAACAAGGUCAAGAGAUCACCAUAUCUACUGACUACAGCAUAAAAGGCAAUGAGAAACUGAUUUGCAUGAGCUAUAAAAAGUUGGCCGAGGAUGUGAAGCCUGGAAUGGUUAUACUUUGUGCGGAUGGCACAAUCUCAUUUACAGUUCUAUCUUGCGACACAAAAGCAGGCUUGGUCCGAUGCCAGUGUGAGAAUUCUGCAGUUCUUGGGGAGAGAAAAAAUGUUAAUCUUCCUGGAGUUAUUGUGGAUCUUCCAACCUUAACUGAGAAAGACAAGGAAGAUAUCUUGAAGUGGGGAGUUCCUAAUCAAAUUGAUAUGAUUGCUCUAUCCUUUGUUCGAAAAGGCUCAGAUCUUGUGGAAGUAAGGAAACUGUUGGGACAUCAUGCUAAGAAUAUCCUUCUCAUGUCAAAGGUGGAAAACCAAGAAGGGGUUGCAAAUUUUGAUGAUAUUUUAGCAAAUUCAGAUGCAUUUAUGGUGGCACGUGGUGACCUUGGAAUGGAAAUUCCAAUCGAAAAGAUUUUUCUAGCGCAGAAAGUGAUGAUCUACAAGUGCAACAUUCAAGGAAAACCAGUUGUUACUGCGACCCAGAUGUUGGAGUCCAUGAUUAAGUCCCCCCGACCAACUAGAGCUGAAGCUACUGAUGUUGCCAAUGCGGUUCUUGAUGGUACUGACUGUGUGAUGCUCAGUGGUGAAACAGCUGCUGGAGCAUAUCCAGAACUGGCUGUUCGAACCAUGGCAAAAAUAUGCCUUGAAGCAGAAAGCACACUUGACUAUGGAGAUGUCUUCAAAAGAGUUAUGCAACACUCACCUGUGCCCAUGAGCCCGUUAGAGAGCCUGGCCUCAUCCGCUGUUAGAACAGCCAAUUCUGCAAAAGCAUCUCUUAUUUUGGUGCUAACCCGAGGAGGAAGCACUGCAAAAUUGGUGGCUAAGUACAGGCCUGGCAAGCCCAUUUUAUCUGUGGUUGUACCUGAGAUCAAGACUGAUUCAUUCGAUUGGUCAUGCAGCAAUGAAGCCCCUGCAAGGCAUAGCCUUAUUUUCCGUGGGUUGGUACCAGUUCUAUAUGCAGGAUCUGCUAGGGCAUCACAUGCAGAGACAACAGAAGAAGCUUUGGAUUUUGCCAUUCAACAUGCCAAGGCAAAAGGGCUAUGCAAGAUCGGAGAUUCUGUUGUGGCUCUGCACCGAGUUGGAACUGCUUCGGUGAUCAAGAUCAUUUAUGUGAAGUGAAAAUAGUUAAGUAGCUUUUCCUAAAUUUUGCUUCUGGGGGGCUUCUCAUUUGCUGAGAAAGGAAGUUGCUUCUGGUGCUGAUAAUACCAGAUCUUUUUUGUCCCUUGUUUCUUUGUCCUUUUUAUGGUCUCUUACCUGCUUCCUAAAAUUCUAAUUUUCUUUUUUCUUUUUUUUUUUUUUUUCAUUUUUGGCUUUUCCUGUUCCUUUUAUGAAAUAAACCGCAGUUAUCAGUAAUAUUGUUUUGAUGGGGAAUCA
Ricinus communis (castor bean) is the source of this 2798-nucleotide messenger RNA. Its product is annotated as pyruvate kinase, cytosolic isozyme. The transcript is spliced from 3 exons. NCBI's taxonomy places the organism in Eukaryota, Viridiplantae, Streptophyta, Magnoliopsida, Malpighiales, Euphorbiaceae. The record is from RefSeq and is a predicted model, not a curated record. Gene Ontology annotation, biological process: glycolytic process. Gene Ontology annotation, cellular component: cytoplasm. Gene Ontology annotation, molecular function: pyruvate kinase activity; magnesium ion binding; potassium ion binding. Bases 1014 to 2543 code for a protein of 509 amino acids.